CUUGCACUGAUAACACACUAUUGACCAGAAUUCAACAACAAAUAAAGACCUUUUGCCUUUGCUCAUAACUUUCCUUGUCAUAAUAUGCUCAUAUUCUGCAACUCUUUACCCAAGACCUUCGUCGCGCAGUCAUGACGCAGUCGCCAAGUGUCUCCUAUGGAGGCAAAGGCCCCUUGAUUCUAGGGGUAACUUGGGCAGAGAUGAGUCUUGCCUUCAUUCUCUUUAUUCUACGUGCAAAAACCGCUUCGGUAUACCCCCAAGGCCAGCUUUCGUCUGGCGUAUUCGGACUGCGAUGGGAUUUCGUGUGGGUGAUUUUGGCAUUUACUGUCGCGUUUUCGGCCCAGGUCACAAUGACAGUGAGCGCCCGCUAUGGACUCGGUAACCAUCAGGAUCUUCUCGCCUACGACAAUAUUGUCAAAACAAACCUAUGGAGUUGGAUCGCUCAAGUACUCGCCAUUAUCGACCUGGUCAUUGCUCGGAUAGCCGUGAUCGCAUUCCUCAUGACAAUCCAGAACAGGACAAUGAGCAAGAGCAAAUAUUUACUGUACAGCGUUGGGGGUAUUCAGGCUCUCAUCAACUUUAUCGAGAUCGUCUUGAUCUUCAAACAAUGCACACCAACUGCGAAAUUGUGGGAUAUCAAUCUCCCUGGCAAGUGUGAAAUGAUAGAAAUCUGCUCAAAAGUUGGAUUUGUCCAAGGCAGUAUCGGAGCGGCUGCAGACUUCUUCUUGGCUGCGUACCCCGUAUACAUCAUUGGCCGGCUUCAAUUGAUGAAGCUGUCGACCAAGAUCGGAUUAUGUCUCAUUAUGGGAGGAGGAUUGAUCGCUGGUAUAGCAGGAAUCAACAAAACCAUUGCCAUUGCGUCCAUAACGCACGUCGAGGAUCUGACCUAUGCCAUAUACCAACUCAACACUUGGGUCUUGACCGAAAUGUGGUUCAUCAUUAUAUUUGGAUCAAUACCCGUUCUACGUCCAUUUUUCGUUCGAUUCACACAAGACAUCAAGAGCGUGACCGGCUAUUCCUCCAAGAAUCGCAGCAACACCGGUGGGUAUAGCGACGGAAGUAACAAUAAGCGCGAGUCUUGGGUGCAAUUGAGUGAGCAGCUACCGGGGACUUGGGCCUCCCAGAGCUCUGCCUAUGCCGACGCGACUUAUGACACCGAGUGCGCUAUAGAUGAUGAUUCGCCUUCAAAUAAAGCACGGCAAAUCUUGGUGACAAAAGACACGAGUGUGGUUUCCGAACACUACCACGGCGAGCCAAGUUAAUCGAACCAUAAGAUGAAACUUUCGUGCCCAAGGGGGGCGCUUGUCAAUCACAGAGAAUAGAAGCCAUGAAUUUCGCAUUGGACGAUCUAAUACACAUGAUGCAUUUUCUGUCAAAUUUCCGGGAAUUGUCGUGUUAUCCGGUCUGGCUAGAAAACGAAAAAGCAGAAAUGCCUAUGGAAGUGUAGAAGUCCAGAGUGGUUUCAAAGAUCACCAACGGAGUCCAUCCGUACGACUUGUACUGUAAUGAGGACGGAAUACUGGCUUUUCAGCGAUUUGACAAUCCUUGCAGGUGCAUGCGGGCCUCCUCCAGUGAUACGCUUCCACAUUCAGAUCGACGGGUAAAGACAUACGGUCGACCCUAAAAAAGGCACGGACUCCGUACUAUAGGAAGAGGGAACAAAGAAUUCCAUGUGUAUGCCCCUAUUUUCGAGGCUACUAGGCGAAUUACACCCAAAUUUGAACACACAAG
Penicillium brasilianum is the source of this 1731-nucleotide messenger RNA. NCBI's taxonomy places the organism in Eukaryota, Fungi, Ascomycota, Eurotiomycetes, Eurotiales, Aspergillaceae. The record is from the annotation of a GenBank genome assembly.